Messenger RNA from Striga hermonthica, 867 nucleotides. The record is from the annotation of a GenBank genome assembly. NCBI's taxonomy places the organism in Eukaryota, Viridiplantae, Streptophyta, Magnoliopsida, Lamiales, Orobanchaceae.
AUGAUCCAUAUGGUAAAUAUCAAACUCACUUCCACAAAUUAUCUCUUGUGGCAUGCCCAGAUCGAACCCAUUCUCAUCACCCAGGGUUUUCUUCCGCAUCUGGAUGGCUCAUCCCCAUGCCCAUCACGCGAGAUCACUACACCGGUAGGUACAAAAAGUACGAAUCUCGACUUCGCCACUUGGUACUCCCGGGAUCAACUGAUUCGGCUAUUUCUUGUUUCCACUCUCACGGAGGAGUCUAUGGCCGUUGUUAUUGGCUGCACCUCGUCCCGUGAUGUCUGGACCUCUCUUACUCGCGCCUAUAGUAAUGCCUCGAAGGCUCGAGAACUCAGCAUGAAGGACAAUCUUCUUUCGGUCAAGCGUGGGGAUCUUUCCGUUUCUGAAUAUGGACAUCGUUUCAAGGCAAUUUGUGACAAACUUGCUGCCAUUGGUCGGUCUAUUGAUUCGACUGACAAAUCUCACUGGUUCCUACAAGGUUUGGGGCCUGCUUUUUCGACAUUCACGGCCGCGCAACUUGCUCAAGAGCCUCUUCCUGAAUUCGACACACUUCUUGCCCGCGCCGAAAGUCACCAAUUUUUCCAACGUUCAUAUGACAUCUCGCCAUCGUCGUCUUCGGUUGCAUUUUAUGCUGCUCCUAAGGCCCGUCCUCCGACCUCGUCUCAGCCACAAGGACGCUUCAAGAAAAAUAAAGGCAAAGCUAAUCUGGCAGAAGCACUAUCAUCAAGCUGCUCUAUAUCACAACCUAAUGUUUCUGAUUGGUACUUAGACACUGGGGCUUCUGCUCAUAUCACCUCGGAUGCAUCUCAGCUUGAUGAUCUUACUGAUUACUACGGCUCCGAUCGUGUCACAUUGGGUAAUGGUGAUUAA